This is a messenger RNA of Melozone crissalis (California towhee), 5471 nucleotides long. It is a transcript of the gene NES, whose product is annotated as nestin. The record is from RefSeq and is a predicted model, not a curated record. Gene Ontology annotation, molecular function: intermediate filament binding; CCR5 chemokine receptor binding. NCBI's taxonomy places the organism in Eukaryota, Metazoa, Chordata, Aves, Passeriformes, Passerellidae. The coding region runs from base 13 to 5451 and encodes 1812 amino acids. Gene Ontology annotation, biological process: positive regulation of intermediate filament depolymerization. The transcript has 7 exons. Gene Ontology annotation, cellular component: intermediate filament.
CCUCAUCCUCCCAUGAUGGCCAUGCUGAGCACGGAGAGUUUGGCGGGGCCCAGAGCCCUGGGAGAGGAAUCGCUGCAGAUGUGGGACCUCAACAAGCGCCUGGAGGCCUACCUGGCCCGCGUGAAGUUCCUGGAGGAGGAGAACGAGGUGCUGCGAGCUGAAAUCCAGAGCAGCAAGAGCGGCCGGGCGGGGGAAUCGCGGAGGGCCAAGUACGAGGAGGAGCUGCGAGCGCUGCGGGAUGCGCUGGAUGUCGCCUUCAGGGACAAAUGCACGGCCGAGCUGGCCAGGGACAACCUCUACGAGGAGGUGCAGCAGGUGAGAAGCAGGUGCCAGAAGGAGCAGGCAGCCCGAGAAGCAGCCAAGAAGGAGCUGUCCUUGAGCAGGAAGGAGCUGGAGGAGGAGAGGAGAGCGCAGAUCUGGCUCAAGGAGAGAGCCGCGCAGCUGGAGAAGGAGGUGGAAGCCCUGCUGGAGGUGCACGAGGAGGAGAAAGCGGGGCUGGACCAGGAGAUCGCCGCUUUCUCGCACAGCCUGGAGAGUUUCCGCUGCGCCCCCGUGGCUCUGCAGCCCGUGGAGGUGGAGGAUUACUCCAAGAGGCUCUCGGAGAUCUGGAAAGGGGCGGUGGAGACCUACAAGGCAGAGGUGGCUCAGCUGGAAGGUUCCCUUUGCCAGGCCAAGGAGAACCUGUGGAAGGCGGUGGAGGACAACCAGCAGAGCCAGCUGCAGCUGCAGCACCUGGAGAAGGACCUGGCGGGGCUCAAAGCUCGCAAGGAGAUGCUGGAGGAGAGCCUGGCCCGGCAGUGGCAGGAGCAGCGCGGGGAGGCGGAAAAGUUCCAGCUGGCCAUGGAGGCCCUGGAGCAGGAGCAGCAGAGCCUGCGGGUGCAGAUCGCGCGGGUGCUGGAGGACAGGCAGCAGCUGAUGCACCUCAAGAUGUCCCUGAGCCUGGAAGUGGCGACCUACAGGACGCUGCUGGAAGCCGAGAGCAGCCGCCUGCAGGUGCCCGCCGGGGAAUUCAGGGUGACAAACGGGCUGAGAGAUCUCAAACUGGAGCUGAGCAGCAGCAAAGCAUCAGCAGUGAGCCCUGAGGCCAGGCGUGUUCUGCCCUGCACCCCCUUCCCCAGGGUGACCAAACACCCCCAAAGUGCCACCCUGACACCCCAAAUCACCAGGGAGCUCCAGAAAAUCACCCCAGCCCUCCAUGGCAGUGCUGCCAGCAGGGUGAGGGGGCUGGGGGCUCUCACACCCAGCCCACCCCAGGCAGGCAGAGCCUCCCUUGCCCUCUCCCCCGAGCAGGAGAGCUCUGGGGUGGAAGGUCCAGCCUGGCCAGGAGCAGAUGAGGCAGCAAUGAGCCCAGGGAUGGAGUGUGCCCUGCCCAGAGCCUCUGGGGACAGUGGCAGUGCCAGCCUGCAGCCCCUGAGAGAUGCCCACAGGCUGCAGUACCCGGCCCAGCUGGUCAGCGAGGCGCUGGAGGAUGCCCUCAAGGAGAUGGGAGAUGAUGCUCAGCCCCAAGAGGAGCCCACACCCAGCUCCACGUGGGAUGUCCGUGCUCCCAGCCCUGUUUUCCCCACCCAGGCUGUGCCAGAGGGGCCUGGGGAAGGGCAGGAGGGAUCUGAGGAUGAGGAGAGAGCUGAGGAGGUGAUGCUCCAGGGGCUGGCUAAGGAGAGCAGCACCCUGCAGGACACAGCUCCAUCCCCACCAAGCGUGGACCCUCCCUUGGGGAGCCAGGAAGAUCUGGGAGCAUGGGAGGAAGAGGAAGAAGAGGAGGAGGUUCCUGCUGUGCUGAGCCCAAGGGAUGCAGAAAUGGAGGCCCAGGAAGGGGAUGAGGAUCUGCCUGGGCAGACAGGGAGCAGCUGGGAAAAGCCAGAGGAGCAAAGGACACAAACCCCCAGCACGGAGCCUUCACACCCCUCCGAGGAUGAGGAGGAGGACAAGGGAGAUCUCCAGCAGGAAGGAACAGAUGUGCAAGAGGAGGAAUGUCCCCACAGAGAAGUGGAGGCUGCUGGUGCUGUCCUCGUGCAAAGCCACCUGGCUCUGCCCACAGAAGGUCACCUGGAGCAGGACUUUGCUGAUGCAGGGCAGGAAAGGGCUGAGCAGCACAAAAUGCCCAGGUGUGAGGUGGACCUGGCUGCAGAGCAGGGAAGGGAGCAGGAGCUGUGCCCAGAGCAGGAGCCCUCGGGUGUCCCUGAGGCCAUCCCAGCUGAAGAACCUCCCACGGGAGCUGGAGGAGAUGCUGGGGCAGGGGAGGGGACAGGCAGAGGGGGAGAUGGGGAGGGGGAAAAGGGAGAGGCCAGCAGGGAGGUGCUGGGAGAGGAGGAUCACGAGGUGGGACAGGACCCCAUGGCAGGAGACGAUCUUGGGGCAGGGGAAGACCAUGGGGCAGGAGAAGUUCUUGGGGCAGAAGAUCUUAGUGCAGGAGAAGAUCUUGGGGCAAGAGAAGACCAUGGGGCAGGAGAAGGCUCCAAGGUAGGAGAAGGCUCUGAGGCAGGAGAAGAUCUUGGGAUAGGAGAAGACCAUGGGGCAGGAGAAGACCUUGGGGCAGGAGAGGUAGGUGAGACCCUGGAGGGGGACAGCAGAGCCCCAGAGGAGCCUGAGGAGCUGCAGGAAGGCGAGGAGGAGGAACAGGAGGAGCUGGAGCCAGGAGAGGAGCCCUGGGCACAGGAGGGUGACCAUGGCAGUGCCCAAGAGGACUGGCAGGUGACAGCAGGGGACACUGAGGGGGUGCUGGGGCCAGCCUGGGCAGGUGACACCCUGAGCAGUGCAGGAAGGCUGGAAAGGGAGCAGAGAGGUGGCACAGGGCCAGCAGAGCUGGAGGAGGCCCAAGAGGAUGACGAAGGAGAUGCCAGGAGCCAGGAGAUGAGGCAGCAGCUGGGCAGCGUGGCACAGCCUGAGCCAACCCCUCCAGGUGCCCCUGGGCACAGCCAGGAGCUGGCAGAGGCUCCAGGGGAGCUGGGGCAGGUGCCAGGUGCCAGCACUGAGUGGGCACUGAAGGAGACCCCCAGAGACACAGAGCUGGCAGAGCUGGAGAGCUCAGAGCUGGUGGCACCGGGGCAGGUGCCGGGUGAGAACAGCAAGUGGGCAUUGGACGAAGCCCCCAGAGACCCAGAGCUGGUGGCACUGGGGCAGGUGCCAGGUGCCAGCAGUGAGUGGGCAUUGGAGGAGACCCCAAGAGACACAGAGCCCCCAGAAUUGGAGAGCUCAGGGCUGGUGGCACUGGGGCAGGUGCCAGGUGAGAACAAUGAGUGGGCAUUAGAGGAGACCCCCAGAGACACAGAACCCACUGAGCUGGGGGAACUGGAGAGCCCAGAGCUGGUGGCACUGGGGCAGGUGCCAGGUGACAGUGCUGAGUGGGCAUUGGAGGAGGCCACCAGAGACACAGAACCCACAGAACCUGGGGAGCUGGGGCAGGUGCCAGGUGACAGUGCUGAGUGGGCACUGGAGGAGGCCACCAGAGACACAGAACCCACAGAACCUGGGGAGCUGGGGCAGGUGCCAGGUGCCAGUGCUGAAUGGGCACUGGAGAAGGCCACCAGAGACACAGAACCCACAGAGCUGGUGGCGCCAGGGCAGGUGCCAGGUGAGAACAAUGAGUGGGCAUUGGAGGAGACCCCCAAAGACACAGAGCCCUCAGAACUGGAGAGCUCAGGCCUGGUGGCACCGGGGCAGGUGCCAAGUGAGUGGGCACUGGAGGACACCCCAAGAACCCCAGAGCUGGCAGUGGGCACGGGCAGGAGGGUGGAGCUGGAGGACACCCUGCCCGACAGCACCCCCCUGCACCUCUACCAGCAGGAGAUGCUGAUGGGGACACCCAGCCCAGACCCUCCAGAGGGCGAGGACACCACGGGCACAGCUCCUGUGUGUGCCACAGCCCAGCAGGGCAAAGCGAGGGACCAGCCACCAACUGCCAGCGUGCCAGACAGCCCUGAAGAGGAAGAAGAGGAGGCUGAAGAAGAGGAAGGUUAUUUCAUGGUCUCUGCUCCCGGCCAAGAGCUGUCCAGCUCAGAGGAAGCUGAGAUCCCUGAGGACUUUGAAGAAAUUCAAGUGGACGCAGCUGAAGGCGGCCAAGAUGGUCUGGGGGCUCCUGGGGAAGCAUCUGCGGGGCCAGAGGAGGGCACAGAGCACCCAGAAGUUCUGGCUGCUGAAGCAGAUGAGGGUAUGGAGGUGCCCACUGAGGUGCCGGAGGAUGAGGAGGGCACUGCUGAGCUGGAGGAAGGCCCAGAAGAAGAUCCAAACUGUCUGGGGGUGGUGGAACCAUCAUCAGGAGGUUCUGGUGAGCCAGCCCAGGGUGCCACAGCAUGGCAGGGACCAGGGAACCCAGAAGAUCCAGAUGAGGAGCUCCACAGCACAGCUGAGCUGGAGGAAGGCCCAGAAGAAGACCCCAGCUCUGUGGGGGUGAUGGAACCAUCAUCAGGAGGUUCUGGUGAGCCAGCCCAGGGUGCCACAGGCUCUGCAGAAGAGCACCCAGAACUUCUGGCUGCUGAAGCAGAUGAGGACAUGGAGGUGCCCACUGAGGAACCUGAGGUGCCAAAUAAUGAAGAGGACACUGCUGAGCUGGAGGAAGGCCCAGAAGAAGACCUCAGCUGCCUUGGGGUGGUGGAACCACCAUCAGGAGGUUCUGGUGAGCCAGCCCAGGGUGCCACAGCAUGGCAGGGACCAGAGCACCCAGAAGAUCCAGAUGAGGAGCUCCACAGCACAGCUGAGCUGGAGGGGGAUGCCAGGACCCUGGGGCUGGCAGGGCAGGAGGAAGAGGAGGAGAAGGAAGAUGAGGAUGAGCCCAGCACGGCUCCCCAUGACCCAACCAAGGCCCCAGCAGAGCUCCAGGCCCAGGCAGGGCCUGAUGGAGCAGAGCAGCCCCUGGAAGAGCAGCCAGGCACGGAGGAGGAGGAGGGAGCCCUGGGCAGUGGGAGCCUGGGGCAGGGAGGUUCUCCAGAGGUGACCCCAGACAUCCCUGACACAGCCGAGCUGCCCGUGGAGAUCAUGGAAGCCUCGGGGAUUCUGGAAAUAGUUGAGCAGGCGCUGGAGUUCAACCAGGAGCUGAUGGAGGGGAGGGUGGCAGAGGCUGGGCAGGAGGAAGACCCCGAGCUGUCCCGGGAUGAGGAGGAAGGCUCCUCCUUGUCCUCCUCCAGCGAGGAGGAGCCCACAGUGCAGGAGGCCCCGGAGGGAGAGCUCCGGGCUCAGAACGGGCUGCACCGCCCGCCCAGCCUGGAGGAGCUGCCCGAGUUCACCGAGGAGCUGCUGAACGGCACCUCCAGCACGGCCCCGGCACAGGAAACCCCCUCAGAGCCCUCGGGGAUGGUGCCAGUGCAGAUCCCCAGCCCUGGGGAUGGCAGUGCCACCAAGCUGGGGGAUGGCAGCCUCAGGGGGAAGCAGCUGAGCCCCGUGUCCCCUGCUCUGGGCGAGGAGGAUGUCCUGAGCCUCACAGCCCAGCAGCAGCCCUGCUCCUCAGGGGACGAGUGACAGAACCUUCUGGUGGCUCC